Cyclocybe aegerita is the source of this 1497-nucleotide messenger RNA. The record is from the annotation of a GenBank genome assembly. Lineage: Eukaryota; Fungi; Basidiomycota; Agaricomycetes; Agaricales; Hemipholiotaceae.
AUGGUUCUCUCUCGCCGUGGAAGCGGAAGCAUCACCCUCCCCACCGGCCAGACAUUGGCCGUUCACACGAGGACGCAUGAUGAGGAAGAUCUCCCUCAUGCGACCAAGAAGACGAUGGCCGAUCAUCUCAGGAAGUAUGAGAGCGCAUUCACCCUUACACCACAACGGAUGCGCAUGAUUGUGGAGGCGUUCAAGGAAACGCUAGAGGUGGGAUUAGACAAGCCCGGUCAGAUUGUGCCCAUGAUACCUACCUUCGUAUUCGGUUGGCCAACAGGCGAGGAGAAGGGCGAGUUCCUAGCAGUCGAUCUAGGCGGCACCAACCUGAGGGUCUGUCUUGUCACAGUACAAGGCGACGGGAAGUUCGAGAUCACCCAAUCUAAAUAUCGCCUUACCGAGGAACAGAAGCAAGAUGAUGGGCAGAAGCUAUUUGACUUCUGUGCAGAGUGUCUCAAGACUUUCAUCGACACUAGUCUCACAGAACACGGCGGCCUCCAUCUCGCCGCAGGAGAGAAGAUCCCGCUUGGCUUCACCUUUUCGUAUCCCUGCAGUCAAGACCGAAUCGAUCACGGUGUCCUUAUCCGAUGGACCAAGGGCUUCGGAGCAACAAAUACUGAAGGGCAUGACGUUGCUGCUAUGUUCCGUCAGUCCCUAGAAAAAUAUGACGUUCCCGUGGGACUCGAAGCCCUCAUCAACGACACCACUGGCACUCUCAUCGCUUCGCAUUAUGUGAACCCCAAGACGAAGAUAGCUGUUAUUUUCGGGACAGGGUGUAACGCUGCUUACAUGGAGCACGUCAAAGACAUCCCAAAGCUCCAGCCAUUGGGCAUUGAUGGAGGUGAUAUGGCGAUCAAUUGCGAAUGGGGAGCCUUCGACUCCUUUGAACACGAACAUCUCCCGAGAACGAAGUAUGACAUCAUAGUCGACCAAACAUCGAACAAGCCUGGCGAGCAGGCGUUCGAGAAAUUAAUCUCGGGAAGAUACCUCGGAGAAAUCCUACGACUCGUUAUCUGCGAGCUAAUUGACGAGGGUGUACUUUUCCUGGGUCAGAACACGUACAAGCUAGAGAGCCCCUACGUCUUCGAAACUGCCUUCCUAUCUCUAAUGGAAAGCGACCCGACAGAGGAACUCUUAAUGAUCAUUGGCAUCUUCUCGCAUUUCUUCGCGGUAGAGACGACGCUCGCUGAGCGCCAGUUCUUCCGCGCGCUCGCAAAACUGAUCGGGCGGCGAGCAGCCCGUCUUAGUGCGUGCGGUAUCGCUGCAAUCGUGUCCAAGAUGGGGUAUUUGGAGGAAGGGUGCCUGGUUGGGGCCGAUGGGUCCUUGUAUAACAAAUAUCCCGGUUUUGCUGAUAGAGUGCAUGAAGGAUUGGUGGAUAUCUUUGGAGACAAGGGACGGAAUAUCGUCACGCAUCACGCUGAAGACGGCAGCGGCGUCGGAAGCGCCAUCAUCGCUGCCAUGACGAAGAGGAGGAAGGAUGCAGGAAUCUAUCCCAACCUUUAG